AUGACAUCAAUUAUAGGCUAUACUCGAGUUCCAUUUAAUCCUUCAUGUUCAAUAGCGCCUGUGCAAAGGCUUUAUCAAGCAAGGCCGCCACUGACUAGAACAGACCACAAUGACCAUAUUGUAUGUAACGAUGAAAACAAGAGCACCAGCAAAAGUAGCAGACCUACGACUACAUUUCAUCGCAUGUUCUCAAGGGAAUCAUCCGGCUCUAAUGGUAUCAUUGAGCUGAUAGGUGAUACAACAAAGAUACCACCACUUGAGUCAAGCAAGAUAGCUAUCGUUACAAAACCAGCUAAAGAUAACAGCAAGAGCAGCACCCAGAAGAGCAGAAAGAUAACCACCGCUAUCACCACAAGCACGCAAUCCAAUCUCAAGAAUUACAAUACACAUUUAUCUAUUGAUUUAAACAACCAACGCGAUUACCAACAACUGCCCACGCUGACAAUUGACGACGACGACGCCAAUGACUCAGCAUCCAGCAAGAACUAUGACAAUUUGCAGCGACUGAUGGACUCCAUUGCCAAGCUAGCGUACGACAAGUCCAUCAAGUUUCUCAACAUCAUUGAACUCCUCAAGCAACUGCAAACAUAUCAAGAUCAGUAUCGCUUCAUGAGCUGUAUCGACAAGCAAAAGCAGGUUAUUUUAGUCUACUUCCCAAAUACCCUCUCCACAAAUGCACAUCAGACACAACAAUGGCUCAAGGCACAUGCUGGCAUCGACGUUGAACGUUACCAUGAUUGGCAUUUAGUGCAGGAUGUGUCGUCACCGCCACCAGAGCAACAGCAGGAAAAGGACUUUUUUGAUGGGCCCAAAUACUUUGACGAUAUACACAUGUUUAUCAAUCAGGUGGAUGCGUUGAUAGAAUCAAAUGGUCUUUUUUCUCAAGCAGCAAAAAAAGGAGAGAACCACUAA
This is a messenger RNA of Mucor velutinosus, 912 nucleotides long. RefSeq names its product 60S ribosomal protein L5. NCBI's taxonomy places the organism in Eukaryota, Fungi, Mucoromycota, Mucoromycetes, Mucorales, Mucoraceae. The coding region runs from base 1 to 912 and encodes 303 amino acids. The record is from RefSeq and is a predicted model, not a curated record. The transcript has a single exon.